AAGCCCCGCCUCCCAGCUUGUCCGCCCUUACCUAACAUGGCGGGGGAUUCUGCAAUGGAGCUGCUGUUCCUGGACACUUUUAAACACCAGAACACGGAGCACGGUAGCAAUGUGGAUGUUGUUCGAUUUCCACGUGUUGUAUACAUCAAUGAAGUCCGUGUCAUCCCACCAGGAGUCAGAGCACAUAGCAGCUUACCAGACAGCAGGGCAUAUGGAGAGACCUCACCGCACACAUUUCAUUUGGAUUUGUUCUUCAAUAAUGUCAGCAAGCCAAGUGCGACUGUGUUUGACAGGCUCGGGAGUCUGGACUAUGACGAAGGCAGUGCUAUCAUAUUCAGACCAAAUGCAAAGGUUAAUACAGAUGGCCUAGUGCUUAAGGGGUGGUAUAACUGCCUUACGCUAGCUAUCUAUGGGUCCGUAGACAGAGUUGUCAUAAGCCAUGACCGGGAUUCUCCUCCACCGCCCCCACCCCCACCGCCUCCUCCUCAACUUCAGCAGCUAGUCAUGAAAAGAAACCCAAAGCAUGUUGAAGAAGACAAAGAAGAUCAAUUCAAUGGUAGUCCACCUAGGCCUCAGCCACGGGGGCCUCGCACUCCCCCCGGGCCGCCGCCACCUGAUGACGAUGAUGAUGAUGACGAGCCUAUGCCAGUUUCAGGUGGUGAUAAGGAAGAUGAUGGAGAACAGAGAGAAGGCUACUUUGAACCCAUAUCUCCUGAUCGAGUGUCCAUUCGCCCUGAAGGCACCUACUCUGAUGAAGAUGAUGUUGACGAUGACGAAGAUGAUGAUGGUCAAGAUGACGUCGAUGAAGAUGAUGAUGAUGAAGACGACGACAAUGAUGACCUUAAUGCAGAGGAAGAAGAAGAGGAUGAAGAAGAUGAAGAUGGGCAGACUGAGGACAGUAUAGCUGAUGAAGAUGAUGAAGACGAGGGAGACGAUGAGGAAAUUGAAGAUUCCCCUAAAAUGCAAAAGAGGCCACUCCUUCAAGUGCCUGCUGUGAAAAUGUAUGGAGAUGAUGGCUAUGAACUGAUCUCAAGCGAUGAGGAUGUGAUUGCAGACUUUGAGCGUGAAGCAUUUAAGUACCCAAGCUUUGACAUUGAUUACACUCCUGAGGAUUUAGCCUCUGUGCCCACCAUGGCCUAUGAUCCUUAUGAUAGGGACUUUGGCCCUUUACUGUACUUUAGCUGUCCAUACAGGACUGCUUUUGAGAAUGAGCUCUACAGGCUUCAGGAGCAAGAUCUAGAAAAGGAAAGCCCUGAGGUUGCAGAAACUUCUGUUAAGCUCACACAACUUCUUGAACUGUAUCAAGAUGACAGAGGAGCAAAAUGGGUUACUGCUUUAGAAGAGGUACCCAGUCUUAUUGUGAAGGGAUUGAGUUAUUUGCAACUUAAAGAACCUGGACGCGAUCAUCUUAGUCAGUUAGUUGAUUGGGCAAUGCAAGCGCUGGACUUGCAGCUAGCUCUACAGCAGCCCAUAGCCUUGAAUGUCCGACAACUCAAAGCAGGCACCAAGUUGGUAUCCUCUUUAGCAGAGUGUGGUACCCGAGCUGUAGAAUUUCUUCUAAAUGGAGACAUCAUAAGCAAACUGUAUAAUUUGCUUUUUGCUGAGCAUGUAUCCUCCUCUUUAAAGCUGAAUGCUUUUAAAUCACUGGACAGCCUCAUCAGUACAACCGAGGGAAUGGAAGCCUUUUUAAAAAAUCCUUCUGUGCAAGGGAAGAGCGGUUACCAGAAACUGUUAGAACUCAUUUUACGGGAUCAAACUGUGAGGGUGUUCACUGCCUGCUCUGCUGUUAUUCAGAAAUGCCACUUCUAUGAAAUCCUUUUGGACAUGAAGAAAACUGGGGACCAACUUGCUGAUAGCACACUGCCUCUUCCCAGCUCUGAAGACACAGAAUCUGUCCUAGACCAUGAUGCUGAGGUUCAAAUGGAUAUGGAUAAUUUUCUAGAGGCCUCUAAUAUAAGUGAAGGAGACUUGGAAAAACUGGUUGCAUUUCUUAAUGAAAUUUUACAUCUUCUGGAAACUGCUCCUCACGCUAUGAUUCAGCCACCUGUAAAAUCCUUUCCAACAAGUGCUCGGAUUACUGGACCAUCUGAAAGAGACGAUCCCUAUCCUAUCUUGUUUCGGUACCUUCACAGCCAGCAGUUUAUGGAGUCUGCCACAUUGUUCCUCUCUCUCCCUGCAACUAGUUGUCAUCCUGGAGUGAUCAGCACCCUUAGGGAAAUACUCAGGUUUCUGACACAGUCACAGAAAGGUCUUCUUUUCCUAUUAUUUGAGAAUGAGUCGACCAACCUUAUAGCCCGAGCACUUUGCCAGGCCUCCGAGCAGGACCAAGAGGAGAAUAUACAAUCAGAUGCAAGUAGUGAGGACCCAUGUGCUCUUUGGCUCCUGCAUGCCACGCAGGCUCUGCAGUACAUCUCUGAGCUCUUUCACCAUUUCCAGCACUGUGAAGCCAGUGAAGAGGCCGACCAUGCCAAUCUCCUGGGAAUCCUACACAGCCUUUACCUCAUCAGCUUCAACCCCAUCGGGAGGUCGGCUGUUGCCCAUGUCUUUAGCCUUGAGAAGAACCUGCAGUGUCUCAUAACUCUCAUGGAGUUUUGCUCUAAGGAAGCUCUUGGAGAUACAAAAUCCAAGAAGUCUGUUGCCUAUAACUAUGCAUGUCUGCUUGUACUGCUGGUGGUCCAGACUGCUAAUGAUGUACAGACAUUGGAAAGUCAUUCUGCCUCUCUUCUGAAGCUUUGCAAGGCAGACGAAAAUAAUAUAAAACUGCAAGAGCUUGCCAAAUGGUUAGAACCAUCAAAAAGUAUUCGAUUUGAGAUAAACUGCAUCCCUGGCCUGAUUGAUUAUAUAAAGCAGAACUUGGACAACCUGAUGACACCGGAAGGUGUUGGUCUCCUGACUGCUCUUCGAAUUCUUUGUUUUGUUGCAUGUCCUCCUAAUCCUGUUGAAGGCCAGCAGAAAGACCUGAAGUGGAACCUUGCUGUUAUUCAACUUUUUUCUGCUGAAGGCCUGGAUACUUUCAUCCGUAUCCUGCAGAAGCUGAAUGGUAUCCUUAUCCAACCAUGGAGACUUCAUGUCAACCUUGGAACCACACUCUACAGAGCUAUCACCAUUUCCGUGGCUCGUUGCACUCUUACUUUGCUUAAGACCAUGUUAACUGAGCUUUUGAGGGGUGGCUCCUUUGAGUUUAAAGACAUGAGGGUCCCAUCUACCCUAGUUACUUUGCACAUGCUGCUGUGCUCUAUCCCCCUCUCUGGAAGGCUGGAUGGAGAGGAGCAGAAGAUCCAGGGUGAUAUCAUUGACAUCCUGUUGACUUUUACCCAAGGCGUUAAUGAACAGCUGACCAUAUCGGAGGAAACAUUGGCCAAUAACACUUGGUCUUUGAUGCUUAAAGAAGUUCUUUCUUCUGUCUUAAAAGCUCCAGAAGGCUUUUUCUCUGGUCUUAUCAUAUUGUCAGAACUUCUGCCCCUACCGCUUCCCAUGCAAACCACCCAGCUUAUUGAACCCGGGGAUGUUGCAGUGGCCCUAAACACUAGAAAACUAUGGAGUAUGCAUCUACAUGUGCAUUCAAAGCUUUUGCAGGACAUUGUGAGGGCCAUUUCUGGGACAUCUUGCCAACCUCUGCAGCAUACUAUCAGACGCAUCUGCAUCCAGCUGUGUGAUUUGGCUUCACCUACCGCUUUGCUGAUCAUGCGGACAGUACUGGAUCUGAUUGUAGAAGAGCUUCAAAGUGGUCCAGAGGAGAAGGAGAAGCAGUUUAUUGGCCAGACCGCUCGUCUGCUUGCUCUCCUCGAUUCGCUGGCUUCUUACAGAGCAUGCAAAGUGGCCAUAUUACACCUGAUAAAUGGUGGCAAAGGGGAUGAGCGCUACCUUGAACUUUUCCAGGAACUUCUGACUCUGAUGAAAUCUUCCAGCGACAACAUCAUUCAACAACAGUGCGCGGAAUAUGUAGCAUCCAUUGUGCAAUAUCUCUGUGACCAGGAUAUUGCCCUUAUUUUACCAAGCUCAAUAGAGCUAAAUGUGUCAGAGUUGGACCGACUUUCCAAUUCUUUACCAAGUAAAGAUAUCCUGCCCUCCAUCUGUAACAGCUUGAUAGAGGCUUUAAUCAACAGUGACAGCAGUUUUACCGCUCUACUCACCUGUGUCAGAACCAUGAUGUUCCUUUCAGAACACGACUAUGUUUUUUAUCAUUUGAAGAACUCUAUCCGGCGACACAGCAAUGCAUUGCACAUCCUAUUGAAACGCAUUUCUUGUGGCUUUGGAAAAGACACUGGUGAGCUGGCAUCUUUAUUCCUGGACUUCAUGAGACAAAUCCUAAACUCGGAUUCCAUAGCUUGUGGUGAAGAAAGUGGAAUGAUGGAAGUAGACUCUUCUCAUCCUUCCAAGACAAUGGGACUCAGCCCUGCGGAGUUAAGGCACUUACUCACCAACAAAGAAGAGCCUGUAGAGCGCUUGUUCUUGGAUUUGGAAAAAGUUGUUUUGGACCAAUGUAAGGAAGAUGACACCUUGGAGACUUUAUUAGACAGCAUAGGCAGUUUAAGACAUAUUUUGGAGUCCGCUAAAGAUCCAGUGCCACUCGGUGAUCAAGAUGUAGAACCUGUGCUGCCCCCAGCGGACUCCCUGCAAAAUCUGUUCAACAACAGGACCGUAUAUAUAUUGGCCGAUGUAAUGGAUGAGCAACUGAAAUCUUUGUCAUUUUCACCAUUCCAGCCUGAUGACGCAGAUGCAGAUUUAGACAUGGUGAAAGUUGACUUAAUUGAUCUCUCUGGCAAAUGCUGUAGUGAGUUUGACUUAAAAGGAGAGUUGGAAAGAUCGUUUUUGUUGGAGCCAUCUUCACCUGGUCGGACAAAGAUCACGAAAGGUUUUAAACUGGGAAAACACAAGCAUGAAACAUUUAUUACAAGUGGAAAGUCUGAGUACAUUGAGCCAGCAAAAAGAGCCCAUUUUGUUCCUUUGCCACGUGGAAGAGGCCGAGGUGGAUUUGGACAGGGAAUGCGGCCACAUGAUCUUUUCCGUCAGAGGAAACAGAACACAAGCCGGCCACCUUCCAUGCAUGUGGAUGAUUUUGUAGCGGCUGAACGGAAAGAAGUGGCACCACCGGUUGGCAUUCCUCCUCCCAAACGACUGCCAAAAGUGACUCAAAAGGUGUCCUCCCGUGGUGGGUUUCUUGGAAACAGAGGUGGUGGCAGAGGCACAUUCCACAACCAAAGCAGGUUCUUCACUCCACCUGCUCCUAAAGUUAAUUAUAGCCGUCGGGAAGGAACUCGUAUCCUCAACUGGAAUGCACAAACAACGCCACGAGGCACUUAUGUGGAAAGCAGAGGAGCACAAAGCAACUUUGACCGAGGAAACUUGCCUCCUCUUCGUCAAAGCUCUACAGGAUACCGUCCAAAUCCACGAGACAGGACUGUCAGAGGUCGUGGCGGCAUUGGACCAUCCUGGGCAAAUGCUACGAAUAGUGGGAAUAGUUCACGGGGAAAAUUUCUUGGUGGAAAUGGCAGCAGGGGACGCCAUGUACGGUCUUUUACUCGAUAGAAGAAUCUCUACUGGACUUCCUAUAUUUUUGAAUAUAUCAUGAGACAAUUUUGCAAUGAUCGUAAACAUAGCACUGAAGAACCAAUGAAUUUAAAAUGCUAAAAUGUGUUCUUAAACCACCCACGGAUUUGAAGAAAGUAUGUCUUUUGAUACAUAUGCUGAACGUUAAAAUAUAAGACAUUUUAUUUUCAUGUACAGUCUAGUAAAUUGUUCUGUGUUUGUCGGUUUUUCUUUGCCGCAAUUUUUUUUAUAAUAAAACUAUAAAAACACAAA
Messenger RNA from Pelobates fuscus (common spadefoot toad), 5802 nucleotides. It is a transcript of the gene VIRMA, whose product is annotated as vir like m6A methyltransferase associated. The coding region runs from base 37 to 5529 and encodes 1830 amino acids. NCBI's taxonomy places the organism in Eukaryota, Metazoa, Chordata, Amphibia, Anura, Pelobatidae. The record is from RefSeq and is a predicted model, not a curated record. The transcript has 25 exons. Gene Ontology annotation, cellular component: RNA N6-methyladenosine methyltransferase complex. Gene Ontology annotation, molecular function: RNA binding.